CACUCCCUUUACAUUUUAAUACAUACUGAUUAAUUCUUACGAUAAAUGGUUGAGAUAUUAAGAACUGUGUAAUUGAGUUAAAUACAAACUCUAGAGAAUCUUUAAUACAUACUGGAUUAAUUCUUGAUGAUUGGUUUUUUGGAGAGCUUUAUAAGAACAGAAAAACAGCUUCAAACUCUCUUAUAUUCUUGCGUGUGAUUGCAUUGUUGAGUUUACACCCAUGAAUUUAUCAAAGAAAGUUACAGCCACGAUGAAAUACUAUGUAGGGAGCAAAGUUGAGGUAUUGAACAGUAGGGUGGCUAAGCCAGUAGGUGCAUGGUGUCUUGCUGAAAUCACAAAGGUAGAAGAUGAAAAAGGGCAUUGGUUUACUGUCAAAUACAGUAAUGGAAAGGUGGAGAAGAUGGUUCCAAUUUGCAUUGUUAGACCUUGUCCACCACUUAUGGAGUUUGUGGGUGAUAUGGAAAUUGGUGAUCUUGCUGAGUAUUGUGUCGACAAUGAUUGGAUAGCAACAACAUUGUUGGAGUCUCUAGGUGAUGACAACUUCAGGGUUAGGCAACUUGGUGGAGACUUUAAGGAAUUCACUAUCCAUAGGUCUAAUUUAAGGGUGCCACAGGAUUGGAGAAAUGAAAAGUGGGGCGUCCUUCAAAACCAAUUUUUUGAUCAGGACAGGACUCAUAAACAAGGUAAUGCUGAGUUCUUGAGAAAGAUUUGGUCUCGUCCAGGUGCUAAAAGAACCCCAUGUCUUGAUUUUUCUCCUCUCAAGAAAGUUCAGAGGCCCAAUGCCACUCCAAGUUGUGAUGAGAGUUGUAUAAUUGAUGCAGAUGGGGAAGACAAUGGUUCUAUUGCAGGAAACUUAAGGGCUAAUGAUGAUGAUGAUGAUGAUACCAUGAGCAUUGCAUCUUCUGUUGGUAGUUGUUGUCCUAAUUGAAAUGGUUGUUCGUGUUUUCAUUUUUUAUUUUUUUAGGUGUUUGUUUCAUGCUUUUCAUUCUAGUAAACUGCUGCAAGGUUAUGUUUGCUUUAAUAAUGGCAAUUUUCUUUAGUUGGGCUUUUUGGUUUGUAUAUGUU
This is a messenger RNA of Quercus lobata, 1065 nucleotides long. RefSeq lists its product as uncharacterized. Lineage: Eukaryota; Viridiplantae; Streptophyta; Magnoliopsida; Fagales; Fagaceae. The transcript has a single exon. The record is from RefSeq and is a predicted model, not a curated record. Bases 221 to 928 code for a protein of 235 amino acids.